AUGACACGAGAACAGUACAUACUAGCAACACAACAAAAUAACCUGCCAAGGGCUGAGAAUGCACAACUUUACCCAGUGGGAAUUUAUGGAUGGCGAAAGAGGUGCUUAUACUUCUUUGUCCUUCUGCUGUUGGUUACCAUGAUAGUUAACUUAGCCAUGACAAUUUGGAUAUUGAAGGUGAUGAACUUCACCGUGGAUGGUAUGGGAAAUCUGAGAGUCACCAAGAAGGGAAUCCGACUUGAAGGUAUAUCUGAGUUUCUACUUCCAUUGUAUGUGAAAGAAAUUCAUUCCCGAAAGGAUAGUCCACUGGUCUUACAGUCUGACAGGAAUGUAACAGUGAAUGCAAGAAAUCACAUGGGGCAGUUAACUGGACAGCUGACAGUAGGAGCUGAUGCUGUGGAAGCUCAGUGUAAAAGGUUUGAAGUGAGAGCAAGUGAAGACGGCAGGGUGCUGUUUUCUGCAGAUGAAGAUGGGAUUACCAUUGGGGCUGAAAAGCUGAAAGUUACAGGCACUGAAGGAGCAGUGUUCGGGCACUCUGUUGAAACACCUCACAUCAGAGCUGAACCUUCCCAAGACCUCAGGCUUGAAUCACCAACCAGGUCCUUGAUAAUGGAAGCUCCCCGGGGGGUCCAGGUGAGUGCUGCAGCCGGAGACUUCAAGGCUGCCUGCAGGAAGGAGCUCCAUUUGCAGUCCACAGAGGGGGAGAUAUUUUUGAAUGCGGAUACAAUCCGGCUGGGAAACCUGCCAACCGGCUCUUCUUCCUCUUCUUCACCCGGCCCCUCCCACUCUCGGCAGACAGUGCAUGAACUGUGUGUCUGCCCCAACGGCAAACUGUACCUGUCUCCAGCUGGGGCCGGGUCUACUUGUCAGUCCAGUAGCAACAUCUGCUUGUGGAGCUGA
Messenger RNA from Mesoplodon densirostris (Blainville's beaked whale), 900 nucleotides. It is a transcript of the gene SGCZ, whose product is annotated as sarcoglycan zeta. Gene Ontology annotation, biological process: heart contraction; cardiac muscle tissue development. The transcript is spliced from 7 exons. NCBI's taxonomy places the organism in Eukaryota, Metazoa, Chordata, Mammalia, Artiodactyla, Ziphiidae. Gene Ontology annotation, cellular component: sarcolemma; sarcoglycan complex. The record is from RefSeq and is a predicted model, not a curated record. Bases 1 to 900 code for a protein of 299 amino acids.